UAUAACGUAGUCAUCGUUAUACUCCGAAAAUAAACUACUUACAUAUUGCUAUUAUAUGCUCUGAAUUCUCACUAAUGCAUCCGUUAAUUAUGACCAAGACUCAUUUUAAACAAUCCUGUACCUUCGAGGUAAACCAUAUUAUGAUUACUAUCGAUGAGUAGCAAUUGAUUUCGUCGACACGAGAGCUUCUAAAGGCAUUUUAUUGUUAUCACUUGCCAAUAAACGAUGGCUUCUUCUGAUCCCGGCUGCAACUGGGAUGGUGUGUUUGGCAUAACAAAUGGAACGGCAGCACCGGACGAUACAGCACAGACUAAUCCCAGUCAUUACGUGUAUUUAAUUGGAUAUCCUAUUCUGCUGUGUUGCUGCACAAUGGGGAGUUUAUUGAUAGUGGCUGCAUUACUAAAAGAUUCCAUUAAGACAUCUUCGACCGUUUAUUUAAUUUGUUUGGCUGUUAGUGACUUAUGUGUUCUAUGGUCCAUUCUCCCGGAUUACAUUGUCGAAGCGCAAGCGAAUCUUGGGAUGCUGAACGAAAACAGCUCCAUUGUGCACGAUUCCAUAUAUUACAAAGGUUUUGGCUCAUUUUGGGGCGAAACAGCAACACAGUUCUCCGACUGGACACUCAUAAUUUUCGCUGUCGAACGCUUAGUGGUUUCCCUAAGACCACUUCGUAGAAGAACGGUUCCCGACGGAUUUCGCAAAGCCAUUAUUGUGCAGGCCGUAGUCCUGUUUCUGGCGAUACUCUUUUCUCUCAGUUAUCUCGUGUGGUACUAUUACUACAUGUCGGUGGCUGAUACGUGCCUGGCUCCUACACUUCCGGAUGUUCUCCAGCUUUGUGCACCGGCUUUAUACCGCUGGUAUUUGUUGCAGACGGAUGCUGAGAUGGGAAUGUGGAUAGCCAAGUGGAUAUUAUUACUGAUAUUCGAUGUCAGCUUGAUGGCUGUUCUGUGGCUGCACUGGAACGCAAUGCGUCGACACUAUCCAGGAUUGCCGGUCACUGCAGCGCCGAUGACGACGACCACCAACGCCAACGCCACGGUCCCACGCAAUGCCAGCAUCAUCCUGGCUGGGAGUCUGACACUGUACACGGUGUCGCAGUUGCCCCUUGUCAUCCUCACCUGUCUGAAGAUCGCCCGUCGGCCACCGUAUUGCUCGUACAAUUUGACGCCGGAUGCCGAAAACCGCGCCACGCCGGUGGUAAAUAUUAUUAGCUGGAGUAACUACUGUAUGUCGUUCUUUGUCUACUGUCUGGUCAGCUCCAAAUUCCGCCGACAGUUUCGCAGUCUGUACAGGAGGACAUCAGAGCAGGCCUCGUAUUCUGCAUCAUCCAAGAGGAUGUCGGCAGCAACGGAAAUCAUCGUUCUUGAUACAACCCGAAGAGACUCCAACGAGCGUUUUAACCGGAUAAUGAGCAAACUUUGAUGGGCAUCGAUUGUAAUCUUGCUAACUGCACAAUGUUUUACAGUAUUAUGACUGUAAAAUCGGCAUAAACAGCCCGUUAACGGAACAGGAAUAAAUAAGCAUUCGGGCGCCUCUCCACCAAAACAUGCAAAACAACUUAUAUAACAUUCGCAACCGCAACUGUCUGCGAUCCGCUAGUCGAACGCGCGAUACCAUAAAUAAAAAUGCAGUUCUUAUUAAUUGUUCACUGUUUAUUGCUGGAUUUUUACUGAUACGUAUUCCGUUAUCAAUUGAAUGAAUAUUUUAGAGUUAAGUAUUUUAUGUCGUGGGAAGGUGUUAAAUGCUUUUAUGGUGACAGAUAUGAUUAAUAGCAGCGGUCAUCGCACCGUCCGAUGUCUGAAAGACCGCUGGAGAAAUAGGC
This is a messenger RNA of Paramacrobiotus metropolitanus, 1819 nucleotides long. RefSeq names its product galanin receptor type 2-like. Gene Ontology annotation, biological process: G protein-coupled receptor signaling pathway. The transcript has 4 exons. Gene Ontology annotation, molecular function: G protein-coupled receptor activity. Gene Ontology annotation, cellular component: plasma membrane. Bases 226 to 1419 code for a protein of 397 amino acids. The record is from RefSeq and is a predicted model, not a curated record. NCBI's taxonomy places the organism in Eukaryota, Metazoa, Tardigrada, Eutardigrada, Parachela, Macrobiotidae.